AUGCACUUUAAGAACCUCUUCUCUCAUUUUCUAGGCACUGUGCUCCUUUCCACCUCUGUCAAGUCAUAUCUCUCAGCCAAAUCGCUACCCAAGAUGGACUUUGAAUCUAUAACGGCCAAGAAUAACGAAGCUCGGUCGUUCAACAGCCCUGCCUCUGCAAAAAUCGCCAUUGAUAACGUCAGGGUAUUCAAUGGGCACGAUAUAGGCCCUGCCACGACGGUGGUCAUUGAUGGGGCUAUAAUAGGUGACAAUACAACUGGAGCAAAGCAGAUCAAUGCAAAAUGGGCAACACUUAUACCUGGUUUAAUCGAUUCUCACUGCCACCCGAGCAAUAUCACUCAUCUACAAGACCUGUCUCGAUUCGGUGUCACCACCUGUUUCACAAUGGCAUGUUUUGAAACACAAAUGUGCAAAUCACUCAAAGGCCAUACAGGAUUGGCAGAUAUUUUAACCACGACUGCUCCUGCUUCAGCUUCGGGCAGUGCGCACGGGAUUAUCACUGCUAUGAUUGACCCAAGUCUUCUCAUCCAUAAUGACAGCCAAGUACCGGCAUGA
Talaromyces rugulosus is the source of this 555-nucleotide messenger RNA. RefSeq lists its product as uncharacterized. The transcript has a single exon. The record is from RefSeq and is a predicted model, not a curated record. Gene Ontology annotation, molecular function: hydrolase activity, acting on carbon-nitrogen (but not peptide) bonds. Lineage: Eukaryota; Fungi; Ascomycota; Eurotiomycetes; Eurotiales; Trichocomaceae. The coding region runs from base 1 to 555 and encodes 184 amino acids.